Molecule: messenger RNA, 795 nt
Organism: Pediculus humanus corporis (human body louse)
Lineage: Eukaryota; Metazoa; Arthropoda; Insecta; Psocodea; Pediculidae
Exons: 2
Coding region: 1-795 (264 amino acids)
Biological process (GO): cell differentiation; regulation of DNA-templated transcription; anatomical structure morphogenesis
Molecular function (GO): RNA polymerase II cis-regulatory region sequence-specific DNA binding; DNA-binding transcription factor activity, RNA polymerase II-specific
Source: RefSeq, a predicted model, not a curated record
AUGUCUCAUAAAUCAAUGAAUCAAAACGAUCACAUAAAAAGACCGAUGAAUGCUUUUAUGGUCUGGUCAAGAGGUCAAAGAAGGAAAAUGGCCCAGGAAAAUCCUAAAAUGCACAAUUCGGAAAUAUCUAAAAGAUUGGGAGCUGAAUGGAAAUUAUUAACGGAAAUGGAAAAAAGGCCCUUCAUUGACGAAGCUAAAAGGCUUAGAGCUUUGCACAUGAAAGAACAUCCAGAUUAUAAAUAUCGGCCGAGAAGAAAACCAAAAACAACGGUUAAAAAAGAUACAAAAUUAGGAGGAUUUUCCAUAUCUCCUAUUAUUUCAUCUGGAAUAGAUACGUUUCAAAGAUCUCUUUUACCUCAUCCUCCGCCAUCUUCGGGACCUCCACAUCCGCCACCGCCGCCACCACCACCACCACCUCCUCCUCCUCCUCCAUCUUCACAACUUUCCAUAUUGGGUGAAGAUUCGUUAAAAUUUUCGAGAAGUAUAUUUCCUCCAUUUUCUUAUCCUCUGUAUCACGCAGCGAGAUUACAAGCCGAAGACCUUUCCACGACAACGACAACGAACAAAGUGGCAGCAGAUUUAGCUUUUCUUUACGGGAGUUCUUUAUAUUCUCAAGCUGCGGCCGCGGCUUCGGUCACUUGGCCCAUAACUUGCGGAUGUCCUCCACCGACGGAUUUAUCUCCGCCGAGAAGUCCAGAUUCCGUUAAGCGACAGGUCGCGUACCUGGUAGUUAACAAGGAUGAAUCAUCGGGUCAAACGUACGCGAGAACGGCGGCAUCGCAACACGUUAUAUGA